Cololabis saira (Pacific saury) is the source of this 1080-nucleotide messenger RNA. RefSeq names its product pancreas associated transcription factor 1a (gene ptf1a). Lineage: Eukaryota; Metazoa; Chordata; Actinopteri; Beloniformes; Belonidae. The record is from RefSeq and is a predicted model, not a curated record. The coding region runs from base 82 to 903 and encodes 273 amino acids. The transcript has 3 exons. Gene Ontology annotation, molecular function: protein dimerization activity; RNA polymerase II transcription regulatory region sequence-specific DNA binding; DNA-binding transcription factor activity, RNA polymerase II-specific. Gene Ontology annotation, biological process: developmental process; regulation of transcription by RNA polymerase II.
AACCACUCCAAGUUUGGAAGAGAACCAGACUUGUUGCUUCUUCUGCAGCAGCAGAAAACCAGGGCGCUGUUGCUCGCGAAUAUGGACUCGGUGCUGGACCCCUUUUCCGGACUCGACUCUCUCUCCUCUCCUCCUUAUUUUGACGAUGCCGAAUUUUUCGCGGACCAGUCGUCGCGGGACGGCCACCUGGACGCGGAUGACUUCUUGGAGGAGGACGUGAACUUCCUGGCCGCGCACCUGCAGGACUAUUACAGCAGGGACGGCGGCGGCAGAGCGGCGCCUCUGGACGGGGAUUAUGACGUGGCCAGCCUGUCCUUCUCCUCCUCGUCCUCCACCUUGUCGUACGGAUGCGCAGACAGCACCCCGGAGCGUUCCCCCCGCAGGGAGCUGGCCGGGGGCGCGCUGCUGCGGCGGCGCAGGCGCCUGCGCUCCGAGCUGGAGCUGCAGCAGCUGCGACAGGCGGCCAACGUGCGGGAGCGCCGCCGCAUGCAGUCCAUCAACGACGCGUUCGAGGGGCUGCGCUCCCACAUCCCCACGCUGCCCUACGAGAAGAGGCUCUCCAAGGUGGACACGCUGCGGCUCGCCAUCGGUUACAUCAACUUCCUGGCGGAGCUGGUGGAGUCUGAUCUGCCCAUCCGAAACUCCAGCAGCGAGUCCCACGCACAGCCCAAAAAGGUCAUCAUCUGCCACAGAGGAACACGGCCUCCCUCCCCGAGCGACCCGGACUACGGCCUCCCCCCGCUGGCCGGACACUCCCUGUCCUGGUCCGACGAGAAGCAGCUCCGGGAGCAGAACAUCAUCCGGACCGCCAAGGUGUGGACGCCGGAAGACCCGCAGAAGCUGCACAGCAAGGCCGGCUGGACGAACCUGGAGAACGAGCCUCCGUUCGGCCUGGUGACCUGAACGCGCGGCCCGCGCGGAGCUGGACUGUCCCCGACACGCACUCCGUGGACGCGCAGCCAUCACGGUCAUGUCUGUGUACGAGCCUGCUGCUUUUGUAAAUACUUUUAACAUUUUGAUCAUUUCAUUUUCGAAUAUGAAGCAAGAGGCAAUCAUCUAUUUAUUUUUUCCACGGUUGAU